Molecule: messenger RNA, 792 nt
Organism: Trichoderma reesei QM6a
Lineage: Eukaryota; Fungi; Ascomycota; Sordariomycetes; Hypocreales; Hypocreaceae
Exons: 3
Coding region: 1-792 (263 amino acids)
Molecular function (GO): oxidoreductase activity, acting on the CH-OH group of donors, NAD or NADP as acceptor
Source: RefSeq, a predicted model, not a curated record
AUGACUGCCGCAGACACCCUUUCCCUGACCGGCAAGACAGCCAUCAUCACCGGCUCCGGCAAGGAAAACGGCAUCGGAGCCGCCAUCGCCCACGCCCUCGCCCGCAACGGUGCCCGCGUUGCCAUCAACUACCUCUCAGAGGCCACGGCUCCUCGCGCCGCCAAAGUGGCAGCCAGCAUCGAGCGAGUCGCGGGCAAGGGCAGCGUCAUUGUCAUCCAGCAGGACGUUACCACGCCCGAGGGAACACAGAAGCUGGUCAAAGAGGCUAUCAAGGGCUUUGGUGUUGAUCAUAUCGACAUUCUCGUCAACAAUGCCGCUUGGGCUUCGCGAGAGCCCGUCCUGACUGCGACUCAAGAGUCCAUCGAACGAACAUUCAAGACGUGUGUCCUGGGGCCGCUGUACCUCAUCCAGGCCACAGUCCCGCACAUGCCCCAAGGCGGCCGAAUCGUCAACAUCGGCAGCGUCGCUUCAAAGCUGGGCAUCGAAGCCGUCUACGGAGCCGCAAAGGCAGCCAUGGACGCCCUCACAUAUAGCCUCGCAAGAGAUCUGGGGAGCGACGGAAAACGCAUCACCAUCAACACCGUGAUGCCCGGCCCCGUGCUCACCGACUCGCUGCCGCCGACGGCCGAGUUCGAGAUGCUCAAGGAGGGUCUGCUGAACCUGACGCGGGCGGAGAGGAGAUUCGGCACGGUGGAGGAUAUUGCGGACUCGGUGCUGCUGCUUGUGAAUGAAAAGAGCCGAUGGAUUACGGGAGAGUGCAUUUCCGUCAGCGGAGGCAUCACUGGCAACUAG